AAACAUAACAGAAAAUAAAUGAAAGACACAUUUCAUAUGGCUCACGAUUGUCAAAUAGGAGAAAUAGAUUUCUUUGAGAAACAUUACUGCAAACUCAAUCGAAUUUGUCUAUCACUGAUCGGACUUUGGCCUUACUCCACACCAAAAAGGAGAUUCUUUCGAAUGCUAAUCGUAAACGAUAAUAUUGAUCAUUACAAUAGACAAUUUUCAAUUAUUCAUGGAAGUUAUUUCCAAUUUUUUCUUAUAUUUAACCUGUGUAUUGAUGUAUUACAAUAGCUUAUUCAAUAUGCCAAAGAUAAGUCAACUAUUGGAGUUUAUUAAACAAGAUUGGUCUGAAAAGAAAAAUAUGAAGGAAUUUGAAAUCAUGAAGAAAUACGCAGAGGAUGGUAGAACGUACUCUUUGAUAAUAAUAAUAUUAACUUAUGGGUUGAUCUUUUCGGCGAUGUCUGUACCAGCUGUACCAUAUAUUCUAGAUAUAUAUUUCCCUCUAAAUCAAACACGAUUUCAUACCUUACCAUUCUCGGUAGAAUUGUUCAUGGACACAGACAAACAUUAUUGUCUGGCACUGUUUAUCAUUUUUUUCGCAUCUUCUUUAUCAUGUUUGGUUGUAGUAGGGAAUUAUACAUUAUUUGCAGUACUUGUUUAUCACAUUUGCGGAAUGUUUUGCGUGGUUAGAAAUAUGUUAGAUGAUGUAAUCGAUAUCACAAAGGUAUAUAUACGUGAUCGUAAUACAGAAGACAAGAUCUAUGCAAAAAUAGUUCGUAGUAUAAAAUAUCACAAAAAGACUUUAGAAUUCGACUCCAUCUUUAAUUCCUCCUUCGAACAGAGUCUUUCGAUCCUGAUAGUACUUGGUUCAAUUAUUAUAAUAAUUACAUUUAUACGGCUAUUACAAAAUAUCGAGUUCGAGCAUGAAAAUAUAAGAGAAACCAUUUCUUCGGUAUUAAAUAUUGUCGUCAACUGUGGUAUACUCUCCAUGAAAUGUCAUUUAGGUCAAAAAAUAAUAGAUCACAGCGUUCUUAUAUUCGAUAAAGCGUUUGAUAUACCAUGGUAUAUGCUUUCUAAAAAAUCUCAAAUGUUAUUAUACUUCAUGAUGAUGAGAAGUCUAAAACCUUGUUACUUUUUGCUUGCCAAUUUUUUUAUCUUAUCUAUCAAACUUUCCAUGUCGAUCAUUCAAACGACUUUGUCUUACGCUAUGGUUAUUUAUUCUCUGCAAUAA
Vespa velutina is the source of this 1216-nucleotide messenger RNA. RefSeq names its product odorant receptor 4-like. Gene Ontology annotation, biological process: detection of chemical stimulus involved in sensory perception of smell; sensory perception of smell. NCBI's taxonomy places the organism in Eukaryota, Metazoa, Arthropoda, Insecta, Hymenoptera, Vespidae. Bases 218 to 1216 code for a protein of 332 amino acids. Gene Ontology annotation, molecular function: olfactory receptor activity; odorant binding. Gene Ontology annotation, cellular component: plasma membrane. The record is from RefSeq and is a predicted model, not a curated record. The transcript has 9 exons.